This is a messenger RNA of Symsagittifera roscoffensis, 2632 nucleotides long. RefSeq lists its product as uncharacterized. Gene Ontology annotation, biological process: negative regulation of signaling receptor activity. Gene Ontology annotation, cellular component: plasma membrane. The transcript has 4 exons. Gene Ontology annotation, molecular function: type 1 cannabinoid receptor binding. NCBI's taxonomy places the organism in Eukaryota, Metazoa, Xenacoelomorpha, Acoela, Convolutidae. The coding region runs from base 1556 to 2071 and encodes 171 amino acids. The record is from RefSeq and is a predicted model, not a curated record.
UUGCUUAUUGUAUCAAAGCAGAAAGACACUUGGCUCCGCUAGUGCCAAGUACAUGUACAUAAUAUAUUUCCUUUUUGCUUUCACAUAAAUUCCGUCAUUUCAGCUGAUGAGAUUUUUUGAAUUGUUAAAUUGACCGCGAAUUCAAAUUCAACUCCUAAAACAAGCACACAACGAGUAGAAAUGGUUGCACGUUUGUUCAUGCUGUUGGUCGAACGAAUCUCGUGGAUUCGGAUUCGCUUCCCUGCUUUAGCUCUCGUUCUCAACCCUGUCAAGCUGCCGUUGUGAAAAGCUAUUUUUUUCUCAGCCAUAUUAAAGGUACAACUGCUAAAAAAGCAAUCGCAAACUGAUCUUUGAUCAAGAGAGGCGAUAUUGAUUGGAUGUACACACCUGUCUUUUCUUUGAAUUGUGUUAGUGAUAUUACUGUCACGAUAAUUUUGCAUUGCAUUAUUUUGUUAUUAAUCAUCCGUUAUAAAUCCAUUCUAUUCUUCCCUCCUCUUUCCUGUCCGCGCGGUAAUUUAAUUUCUUUUUUUAUUACUGAAGCUGAAAAUAAAACAGAAAAUUCAAAGCUUUGUUGAAAUUUUCAAGGUGUAUUUUGGCACUGAAUCGAAUUUAGAAAUGGUGAGCUGCUGAAUUUGUUAUGCGUUGCUUUUAUAUUAUAUCCUUUCUGAAUUCAUUUUUUUCUGGAAAUUUUUAGUGUGUCAAUACCUAAAGUAUUACGAGCUUUUUUCCCCUAUUUCUCCGCCUGGAAAAUAAAAUCAAUUUCCAUGGGUAAACUAAUUACUCCCGUUCACCCCUUGUAGAUAUCGUCGACUGUAGAUUUUGUUCCAUAAACCCCAGGGAGUUUAGUCCGUUAUAUAAUAUUAUUGAUUGGGUUCUUUCAACAUUACCGUAUGAUAUCUAGUGAAAGCCGUCUACACAUUUAAUUUAACCGGAUAUUUAGAUUUUCCUAAAAUGUCAGAUUUGAAUGUUUAGUGUCGAAGUUGCCAUUUCGAAAAUUGAAAACUGACAAAUGAGUUCUUUCAACAUGUUGAAUAAAUCGAAAAUUAUUAUGACUCGAUUUGCGACGAAUCUUAAAUCUACUUGAAGGAACAGUUUUGCAGUCAAAAUCCUUUUGCCAUAUUUACCCAGUCUUCAAAUCAAAACUAGACUUCGACAUAGUACAAUUGAACAAAUUUGUUUGCUUCUGGAUUUAAUUUAAUCAACUGUGUUCGACUACAAUUUGUGAGUUACUUUAAUCCAAUUGUUACAAAAAAAGUUUGAGGUCAGAAUCGAGAAUACUCCGAGGUCACUUCGCAAUCGGGAGAGAUAUUUUCUCGUACAAGUUACCAUUUUUGGUAGGUUAUGUUAUUCAUCGUUGCCCAAAAAUAUCGACACUCGCAAAUCUGAACAUAAAUAAUUCAUUAUUUCAAACACGAUUAGAGUUCAAAAACUACAAUUUGAAGCUCUUCUGUUGAUAAAAUAUUUCGUUUUCUUCGACGAAUUGGAAUUUUGUCUUGUUCUCAGUGUUUAAAUUCACUGUUACUGAUUCAAGAUCGCAAGCCCGAAGAAAAAAGCGAUGAGUAAAAAGUUCACGUUGAUCGUGGAACCCCUGGCGGGCAAGAGUGCCCCAAUGUUCUACAAGGAAGAUGGGACCAGAUUCCCCAACAAGCACACUGUGAAACUGAAAGUAGCCACAGAAUACUGUCUCAGAGUGACACUCACACCGCCACUGUCGCUAGAUGUGAUGAAUGUGCUGCUGGACGAAGAUGCGACGUCCACUAAUAGUGCCAGUAUUUUGUGUGGCUGUGCGGCUACUGAGAUAUCCAGGGACCAGCAGAAGGCAGUCUAUAUCCUCAACUGGACAAUCCAGCCGGAAACCAUUCCAGUGUCCAGCAAAAACAGCAGGGAGACACUCGUGCUCGCAUUCCCGAUGAAUCUAGGCGAGGUGAGAGUGAAACUGCAGUGCAAAGUUUAUGGGGAGAAAAGUAAGAAGCACCAAGGAGGCAGACGCCUCAACUCCCUGGAGCAGCAGUUCUCCAUAAACGAACAAAGCCUAUUAGACUUCUCGCCCGCCAACUUCCUCCUCACGUGACCUUUACAAAGGGUCACCAACAAAGCAGACGAGGUCAAAUUCUUAGGAGGGUCAAGGUCAAAGAAACGAGCGGUGAAAACCAAUGAAUGAGUUGUUGGUCGAAUAUAGAAACCUUAUCGUUGGUUGAGUUCAUUAGGUUCAGUUAUAUACAAGUAACAAAAACCGUCUACUUUUUGUUCAAGCUUUAUUCCACAAGAGCCUUUACGUCUAGAAAAAUACCUCUAUCUUUUACACAUGCAGAAAGUGAAAAGAAAGGAAGCUUCUUGAAAACCGAAGAAACAAUCUGUUGUAAACAGAAUAAAUUUAAAAACUCAACCCACGAUUCUGCGAUUUUUAUCUGUCUCUUGCUGUUUUAAUUUGCGAUUAAAUAAAACUGAAACUGCCACUAAUUCAACUUCGAUGUAUAUCGACCUAUAUCAGUCAUUUAUUUGUGCGAUAGAUUAUAAAUCUAGUCAGUUCAGCACUGGAGUUAGACUCGGUGAUUUUACAUGUUCAUUGCCAGACUUCAUUUUUUGUUUAAUUUAAUAGACGUUGAAUGUUAAUUCAAAUUUGUUUUCUGCA